AUGGCCUCGGCAGUGGAGAUCAAGAUCACCCUCUGUGUGGGGCAAGCUAAUGACGCUCUGAAUACGCUGCGGACGCAGCUGAUCAUGAGCUAUACUUUCCGGAAUCGGGUGGCAAAACGUGACAAGCAGGUGGCAGAAGGACACGUUAUGGCGAUGAGGUCGAAGUCGGGGAUUUACAGCAAGGAGCGAAGUGUUCACAAUGCGGCAAACGAAUACCGACGGACCUAUCAAGCACUGGUCACCCUCAGAUACAAUAACGAGGAACAGCAGUUGAAGCCUCUUGAGGACAAGGAUGUUAGGCCCUUCGACAUCAGCAUGGACAAUCAAGAACUGGGCCAGAGCAAGAGGCAGCCGUCUUGGAUCUGGGACGAGCUCGAGUUUUUUGACACUACCAAGGUGUCAGAGAACUUUGAAUCAUACGCAGAGGAAGGCAAGUACAGAAGGGUGUAUUUCAUCAAGGUUCAUUGGUUCCGGAUGAGUGCGCUAAAGGCGAGGUGGGAAGAAGAGGUAGUGGUCAUCCAUGAAGAGAUGGCCCGUACGGUCCGCUUCUUCAAGUUUCACCAACACUUCUGGCUCGAUGUUGGCGAGAAGCAUGAUGAAUCAGGAAUGAGGGGGCACGGCGCGUAUGCACGAAAGCAAGCAUACAUGUAUGAGCGACUUGUAGGCAGAUGCUCCUCGGCAUUCAAAGAUAUUCCGGAAAUCAAGGUGUCCGAGAUACACCACUACGUGGAAGAUGAAACAGGUUGCUAG
Molecule: messenger RNA, 750 nt
Organism: Phanerochaete carnosa HHB-10118-sp
Lineage: Eukaryota; Fungi; Basidiomycota; Agaricomycetes; Polyporales; Phanerochaetaceae
Exons: 4
Coding region: 1-750 (249 amino acids)
Source: RefSeq, a predicted model, not a curated record